AUGUCAAACUCUAACGAGGAUAGGCUCACAGGUAGAAUAAAACACGACAAACAGGAAUAUAAGUCAUAUAGCGCAAAAAGGAAGUGUGCUCUCUUUCAGAUAUUUACUCCAUUGAUGUCUUCAGUUUCUGUGAUGGGUGACGCUAAAGUGACCUAUGACGAGCAAGAUGGAUCUCUCAGCAGUUGCUUGUCCAACGAGAGAAUCUAUGGCCCUGGAUUGCCGGAUGUAAUUUCCUUUCCACAAGUACCCUCUCUCAAACCAGGAGAAUCUUUCUGCAGCGCCUUGUUCAACGCUCCAAAGAGUGAGAGAAUCCGCAAUCUGGCAAAGGAAUCCACGUUUAUCCAGGGCAUGGUUAAAGGAUCACUUGACCCUAAUGUCUAUGGCGGCUACAUGGUGCAGGAUGCAGCUUAUUGCUUCAAUGCAGUGGAUUCUUUCGAACGAGCUGCUGAGAAGAUGCAAGAAGUUGGCAAACCUGAAUUCUCUUUAUUCUACAGAACCCAAUCAGAGAGUUUCAAACGCUACAACCUGGAUUUUCUACAAACAUGGCGGCUUCGAAAUUCAGACAGCGUGGCUAUGGGGCCGGCUGCAGCAACGUACGUGGGAUAUGAACGAGCCUUGAGCCAAAACGAUCCCAAGUACCUUUGCAUUGCCAUGUUACCAUGUACCAUGCUAUGGCCCUGGAUUGCCGACCAACUCAUAGAUUCAGUCGACAAGAACAACCCAUAUUACGUCUGGUUUAAAGACAACAAGCCAAGCCCGGGCCACAAAAGCCACCUGGAAAGGUUCGUAGAUCACUUCUUUGUCCAAGUAGAGCCUGAGGAACAGCAGAAGUGCCUUUCCAUUUUUCAAGAAGGUUUGGUUAACGAGCUGAAUUUCUUCCGCAGUGCCUGCAAACAAACCCUGUUUAACGACUCGACCUUCCAGGAGUAA
Pocillopora verrucosa is the source of this 930-nucleotide messenger RNA. The record is from RefSeq and is a predicted model, not a curated record. Lineage: Eukaryota; Metazoa; Cnidaria; Anthozoa; Scleractinia; Pocilloporidae.